Heteronotia binoei (common prickly gecko) is the source of this 1902-nucleotide messenger RNA. RefSeq names its product actin related protein 10 (gene ACTR10). The transcript is spliced from 13 exons. NCBI's taxonomy places the organism in Eukaryota, Metazoa, Chordata, Lepidosauria, Squamata, Gekkonidae. The coding region runs from base 83 to 1336 and encodes 417 amino acids. The record is from RefSeq and is a predicted model, not a curated record. Gene Ontology annotation, biological process: retrograde axonal transport of mitochondrion.
CCCGGCGAAAAAGGUCCCAUUGCUCCAGGGCUUCGCCGGAGCCACUUUUUCUUCCUCCCGUCUGUCGGAGGGAGCCGCCGGGAUGCCGCUUUACGAGGGUCUCGGGAGCGGCGGCGAGAAGACGGCCGUGGUGAUCGACCUGGGCGCGGCCUUCACCAAGUGUGGCUUUGCUGGCGAGACUGGACCAAGGUGUGUGAUUCCUAGUGAAAUAAAGAGACCUGGUAUUCCAAAGCCUGUCAAGGUUGUUCAGUACAACAUCAAUACGGAGGAGUUGUAUUCGUACCUGAAGGAGUUCAUCCACAUGCUUUAUUUCAGACACUUGCUGGUGAAUCCCCGAGACAGGCGCGUCGUGAUCGUGGAGUCCGUGCUGUGCCCUUCCCACUUCAGAGAGACGCUCACGAGAGUGCUUUUCAAGUACUUUGAGGUUCCUUCGGUGCUCUUUGCUCCCAGCCACCUGAUGUCCCUGCUGACCCUCGGGAUUAACUCCGCCAUGGUCCUCGAUUGCGGCUACACGGAAAGCCUGGUGCUGCCUAUCUACGAGGGAAUCCCUGUUCUGAGCUGCUGGGGAGCCCUUCCAUUGGGAGGAAAAGCCAUUCACAAGGAGUUGGAGUACCAGCUGCUGGAGCAGAGCACGGUGGAUACGGGAGCAACCAAAGGGCAGAGCCUUCCCUCCGUGAUGGGCUCAGUUCCUGAAGACAUCAUAGAAGACAUAAAAGUUCGCACCUGUUUUGUGAGCGACCUCCAGAGAGGACUGAAAAUUCAGGCGGCGAAGUUCAACGUGGACGGCAGUGCUGAGCGUCCAGCUCCUCCUCCGGACGUCGACUACCCGCUGGACGGAGAGAAGAUCUUGCACGUGACCGGAGCCAUCAGGGACUCCGUGGUCGAAAUACUCUUUGAGCAGGACAACGAAGAGCAGUCGGUGGCCACUUUGAUCCUGGACUCACUCUUACAGUGUCCAAUCGACACCCGGAAGCAGCUGGCAGAGAACCUGGUGGUGAUCGGGGGCACGGCCAUGCUGCCCGGCUUCCUGCACCGGUUGAUGGCGGAGAUCAGGUACCUGGUGGAGAAGCCAAAGUACAAGGAGACGCUGGCCACCAAGGCUUUCCGCGUGCACAACCCACCUGCCAAACCCAACUGCGUGGCUUGGCUGGGAGGAGCCGUCUUUGGAGCCCUUCAGGAUAUCCUCGGGAGCCGUUCCGUGUCGAAGGAGUACUACAACCAGACCGGCCGCAUCCCCGACUGGUGUUGCCUCAAUAACCCUCCCCUGGAAAUGAUGUUUGAUGUCGGGAAAACGCCACCUCCGCUGAUGAAAAGAGCCUUUUCCACUGAGAAAUAGGGAUCUGGCCGAGAGAGGACCCUCCCCCCCCCCCCCCCCCGUUCAUUUGGCACUUCCCCUCCCCCGUUCCUUUCCCACAUUCUGGUGACUGCAAUGGAGCUGAACGGGGAGCACCCUCCCAAGCAGUGCCGCCACUGGAUGCCCCUCCCCCCUUUCUGUCUGACAAAACCAGCGCCAGUGAUAUAUUUAUGGGUACCAGCGGCAAGAUAGGUGCCCCCGGGCUCUCGACCCUCCUGUAUUAUUCAGAGGUGGAAUUCUAGCGGGAGCUCCUUUGUAUAUUAGGCCACACACCCCUGAUGUAGCCAAUCCUCCAAGAGCUUACAAAAAAGAGCCUUGUAAGCUCUGGGAAGAUUGGCUACAUCAGGGGGGUGUGGCCUAAUAUGCAAAAGGAGCUCCUGCCAGAAUUCCACCCCUGGACCAUUAUUUAUAUAGUUCUUUAGAAGUGGAGGGUGAGAACUGCCUGGAACCUGUAAUUGCACGUGUAACUUUCUUUCAGCACCGUGUUUGUUUUGCAUUUGUCGAUGGCUGAAAUAUUUAAAAAGCGGCAGAGUAAAACCUGCUUCUUA